Molecule: messenger RNA, 972 nt
Organism: Ustilago hordei
Lineage: Eukaryota; Fungi; Basidiomycota; Ustilaginomycetes; Ustilaginales; Ustilaginaceae
Exons: 2
Coding region: 1-972 (323 amino acids)
Biological process (GO): SREBP signaling pathway
Cellular component (GO): Dsc E3 ubiquitin ligase complex
Source: RefSeq, a predicted model, not a curated record
AUGUACUUUGAGAGGAAGGAGCUGAUCCAGUCCCUGGAUCUGCUCUGCUUUGUGCUCUUCGUAUACACCUGGCUGCUGGACAAUCGCACCUUCUUGCUCGUAGUCAAAGCCGCUCUGCAGGUACAGUUCUGUAACGCGGUGCAGAUGCAUCCGACCUGGUCGCUCCCCUUCUUGGUCGUCUUUCUUUGCUCUCUCAACCUCAUCUUCGCGCUAGUGCACCUACUUACACCGGCAAGCCAGACAAACAGCCAAGAUGCCAUGCUCAUUGACUUUGUCGGCCAAGUCACGUUGCCCGGCCGCGUUCAAAUGUUCUUCAUCGACGCAUUGGUGUGCUUCGUUCAGCUGCUCAUGACCGUUAUUGCGUUCGAGACGAGCAAAGAUGAGCUCAAGCCCGAUGGUGAGCCCAGCGUGCUGGAUGACCUUACCAGUUUUCUGGAACAAGACGAUCUGGGACACGGCUGGGAUGUUCGCGAUGAAGAAGCUACGCUCUUUGGUCUCGACGAAGAAGAGGAGAGGAAGAGUCAACAUACCAGCUUGACACAUCAUAUCGCAGUUGUACGAUUACGACCAAUCUUUGAUCAGAUCAGAUCGAGACAGUUGCUGCCUACACAGUCAGCGGACGAGUCAGAUGGUGCACAGGAGGCAUCAACACAAUCUCCAUUACAGCCUGCUUCAACCGUUGCAGAUGGGACAAGGCCGGACACAAGCCGCAUUCGUCGCUUCUCACAACCUCCUCGCACAGCACUCCCGGACUCAAGUCGGCAAGGAGAAGAACGCGUCACAGAAGGCUUGGGUGAGAUAUCAGCAGACAACUCCUGGCCACCCAUGUGGCUCAUCAUUGGGCGAAACAUGAUUGGCGGUGAACCUAGUCUACCCUCCUUUCGACGCAUGCAAGGCCUUACUUCCAUAACUGACAGCAUCAUGGGUCGCUUCGGUAGAAACCUCAGUCAAGCACCAAACGGUACUCAGUAA